Molecule: messenger RNA, 2407 nt
Organism: Bemisia tabaci
Lineage: Eukaryota; Metazoa; Arthropoda; Insecta; Hemiptera; Aleyrodidae
Source: RefSeq, a predicted model, not a curated record
GGAACACUGAGAAAAGUCUCCUGAAGUUUACCAUGCGCGAUUCAGAAGUUGAUUUUAUCAAUGUCACGAUGUGGGGAUCUCAGGAUUUUAUAGAAAAUUUGAGCAUGGAAUUUUACAUGGGAACUGUUGUUGAAGUCAUCAACCCCACCGUAGCUUUCAGAAAUUUAAGAGGUCAUGAUGAUGUUCUCGUCCCAGAUGUUACCAGUUCUUUUACUUUAUCAUGUGAUGAGACACAAUCAAAGAUAACUAGGCAUGAGACAGAUUGUGCACGGUACUUUCCUCUUGCUCAUAUCCCCACUAAGUGUCCUGGAGAUUUCUACUCCUUGCGAGAUGCUUAUGAAAACAGUCAAAUGCUCAAGAACCGAUCAUUGAAUUUUCUAGUUGUUGUCAAAUCUGUUGGAGAAGUGAAACGAAUUAAGAUGAAAGAGGGAGAGGAAAAAGAAAUGAGAGAAAUAUCAGUAAUGGACAGAACAUUUAAUUCAAUGCCUCUGACAAUCUGGGAGUUGGAAAUGGUCAUCCGUGCAGGCUCAUGGAAACCCUGCAGAACAACAUUAUUUUUAGCGGAUUUCAAGUUGGAGUGGAUCAAAUACAAGAGCAAGUAUGCAUUAUCUUAUGGUUACCGUUCUAUCAUCAUCGACAAUCCGAUCACAGAACAAGCACAAGAAUUGGCCACGUGGGCCUACUCAACUGCCCUAGCUUCAAAGGAUGAAAAUAUUCCAUUCCCAAUUGACCCCAAAACUGUCAACACUGUUAUGUCCUCCCGAGCUGUGAGGGAAAAAGUCAAAAAGGAAGGAACUCGAACGUUUACCGCUCUAGUCUAUGCAGUGAUUUAUCACUUUGAUCUCGAUGGGUGUUCGGCUCCAACGGUCGUCAGACAGUGUGAAUAUUGCAAUUGGAGUGUGAAUGAAGAUGACACUUGCAAGAAUUGCAAUUGCCCAAGUGGAGCAGGAACUGAACUGCCAUCCACUGUGACUGUUUUUGACAUUAGAAUGCAUAUCGCUGACCACACUGGAAACUUGAUGAACUGCAAACUUACCCAAGCUGUAGCGAAGCACCUCUGUCAAUGCUCGGCGGAGGAAUUUUUAGCGAAAACUGAUGAUGAAAAGACAGCACUCAAGUUUAGAACUCUUUUUAAACAUCACGCUGUCAGAAUAAUCGUAUCUCCAAAUUCUUGCGACAAUAACAAACCAAAAGUAACUGCUCUCUCUUGUGAACGCACUUCCCUUUCUACUCACUGCACUUUAGUGCCAAUGAUGUGAUUUUCUCUGACAAGAUAAGAGAUUCGUAACCAUUAUUUGAGAGGAAGGUGAUGUGUGAACUCUGUGAUUAAAACUGACCACUUGACUGUAAAGACUAGAUACACUGGAUGGACAGACGGAUCAAGAGGACUAAAGGUGGAGAUUGGGUCUCACUGAAUCUAUUGUCUGGUUUAUAGUAGUGAUGAAAUGUCAGAGGAAGUAAGAUUUAGGCAACCACUCACUCAGGCAGGAUUCAUUUUAUAUUUUCCACUUUUUAUACACUACUGCAAGUGUCGCAGUUUUAUUGUGUUCACAAAUUAACCUGCAACGUUUUAAUGAGAACAAAAGUGGUACUUGAUCGAUCGUCGUGAACUAGGUUUUGUAUUUUUAUUGAAUUCACAUGUUGGGUUUUUACAUAAAAACUACCAGUAUCCGAAAAAGAUGAGCGAAUUAUGAAGGAAGUAGCUUGCUUAAACGGAGAUUAGUCCAUCUGAAUUUAUGCUGCCUAUUCUCCACUUUUGGGGACCGUUUCAUUAGUUAUUUAAGGUGGGGGGGAUUUGAGUUUUUCCUACAGAGUCUUAUGGGGGGGGGGGGCACUUUCUCUUACGAUUACACUCAAUGACAUAGUUCACAUAAAGUCAUAAUUUUCUUUCGUUGUGUCAAGAACUUAUUUUUUCUUACUAUUUAUUUUACUUACCUAUACAAUACCUAUAAUCUCUAUUUCAUUUAGCAAAGGUGAUCCAUCCUAAGAGGAGGUCCAAGAAAACAACCCAUACAUCAAAGCUCUGUGUCGUACCUUGCAUUUUUUGUAAAACUUUCAUUGGACGUAGGUCUCUCAUCUUUCCUUUCAUCUAGUUUUAUUCAUUUUAAAUGGAAGAAUACUUUCAGUAACACUUUUCUCUACCUGCUCCUUGUUAAUUUUUACCUGUGAAAAGGGACAUUUUUCACAAUGUUCUAUAGUUUUUUCUGUAUAUCCUACGUUCGUUUUCACAAGGAAAAGUGAAAUUUUUCUGAGUUACUUCUGGUCAUUUUUCAAGAGAAUGACAUGAUUUGCUUCUUUUUUGAUCAUUAAAGAGGUUUAAAAAACAAAAGAAGAAAGAAAACCUUUAAUUUGAUCUUAAGAUUAGUAUUCUAAAUAAUAUAGGAAUUGUUAAACUUAGAAACGUAAA